Messenger RNA from Rhodotorula graminis WP1, 1457 nucleotides. RefSeq lists its product as uncharacterized. Lineage: Eukaryota; Fungi; Basidiomycota; Microbotryomycetes; Sporidiobolales; Sporidiobolaceae. The record is from RefSeq and is a predicted model, not a curated record. Bases 1 to 1431 code for a protein of 476 amino acids. Gene Ontology annotation, biological process: vacuolar transport. The transcript has 5 exons.
AUGGCUCAACCCUCCGCCCCAGCCGCCAAGGUGCCACCGCCAAACGCACGGCACGCCCACCUCGCCACCAUCCCCGAGUACUCGACCGCCCGCGUCCAGUUCCUCUACUCGUCGCUCCCCUCGCGCAAGCACUCGAACCCGACCGGCUACUCGUCCGCCCUCGCCUGGUGGCGCAAGACCCUCACCGACCUCGUACACCGCGGCCUCGUCGGCGACGACAAGCUCUCACUCCACGUCGACGACCACCUCCGCGAGCACCUCCGCUGGGACUCGGUCGGCCGCCCUUCUUCCCUCGGCGUCAUCAUCGCCGAACUCGUCCACUCGUCCGACCUCGUCCCGCGCUCGACCUACCUCGCGUCGCCCGCGCCUCAAGCCUACGGCGUCGCGUCCCUCCUCGCCCGCCCCUUCUGGUGGGGUCUGUCCAAGGUCUGGGGCAGCUCGGACGGCGUCGAGCUCGGCGAGGGCGCCGAUGAGAAAGAGUGGGCCAGGAGGAAGGGCGACUAUGUCCUCCCGGACCUCGUCGAGAAAGCCGCCUCGACCUUGAUCCCCCUCCUCCCCGACCUGCACCCGACCGCCCUCUCGCGCCUGUACACGCUCCGCACCUUUCGCGACAAGCUCGGCGCACGGUGCCUCGCCGGCGUCACCCUGUCCGAGGCCGACUGCGAGGUGCUCGCGACGUACCUCGCGAGGAAGGGCGAGUGCGCGUUUGACGGCGAGGUCAUCAAGUUUGCCGCGCCUCACUCGACGCAGUCCACGCCGCUCAUCAUCACCGACGCCGACCGCUCAACCCUCACCCUCUCGGCCUCGCUCGCCUCGCUGUCGCACUCGAUCGACGCCCUCUCGACCCUCAUCGCGACCGAGCGCGACAAGGCGGCCGAGCUCGUGCGCGCUAAGAAGCCCGUCGCGCUCGUCAAGGCGCACCUCGCCAACCGGAGGAGGGCCGACAAGCUGCUCGAGGAGAGGGUCGGGCAGCGGGCCAAGGUCGAGGAGGUCGUGUGGGCGAUCGAGCGCGCAAAGGGGGACGAGGAGACGCUCUCGGCCCUGUCGCUCGGCGCGUCGACCCUGCGCGCCGUCCUCUCGUCGCCGACGCUCCAGCUGUCCAACAUCUCGGCAACGACGUCGGCGCUCGACGACGCCCUCAUCUCGGCGGCCGAGGUGACCGAGGCCGUCGAUGCCGUGUCGGCGGGACAGCUCGGCGCCGAGGGCGAGGACGAGGUCGACGAGGAGCUGAGGGAGAUGCAGGAGGCCGAGCGGGCGAGGGUCAAGGCGGAGGAGGACGAGCGCGAGCGGGACAGGGUCGGAGAGGCGAGGGCCAAGCUCGACGUGAGCAAGGUGCCGCAGGGCGAGGCGGCGGCGAGGGCGACGGCCAAGCAGGACGGCACCGAGGCCGAGGGGAAGAAGGAGGGCGACAAGGUGGCGCUCUCGGCGUGAGCUCGUCGGCUCGCUCGGUUCCUCUC